Lymnaea stagnalis (great pond snail) is the source of this 705-nucleotide messenger RNA. The record is from the annotation of a GenBank genome assembly. Lineage: Eukaryota; Metazoa; Mollusca; Gastropoda; Lymnaeidae.
AUGAAACUAACAUUUCACUUUCUCCAUAUAUCCUCAGUUUUCCGGCCAGAUAACGGGGCCUCAGUCCGGCCGUUCCCCAGUGUCCCCAUGCUACACGACCAGACGGGCACCAAUGUCGGAGGAUCCCCGUCGGGGGGAGCCGGUUCAAUGCUGCCCUCGUUCGGGUUCACGCAGGAGCAGGUGGCCUGCGUAUGCGAGGUCCUCCAGCAGGGGGGCAACAUCGACCGACUCGCCAGGUUCCUGUGGUCGCUGCCGGCCUGCGAGCACCUUCACAAGAACGAGAGCGUGCUCAAGGCCAAGGCCGUGGUGGCUUUUCACCGGGGCAACUUCAAGGAGCUGUACAAGAUCCUCGAGAACAACCAGUUCUCUCCCCACAACCACCCCAAGCUGCAGGCCCUGUGGCUGAAGGCGCAUUACGUGGAGGCGGAGAAACUGCGGGGCAGGCCGCUGGGCGCCGUCGGGAAAUACCGGGUCAGGAGGAAAUUCCCCCUCCCCAGGACCAUCUGGGACGGGGAGGAAACGAGCUACUGUUUCAAGGAGAAAUCCAGGACUGUUUUACGGGAAUGGUACUCGCACAAUCCUUACCCUUCUCCCAGGGAAAAACGGGAGUUGGCAGAGGCGACAGGGCUGACAACAACGCAAGUCAGCAACUGGUUCAAGAAUAGACGACAGCGGGACAGGGCGGCCGAGGCAAAAGACAGGUGA